Dioscorea cayenensis subsp. rotundata (Guinea yam) is the source of this 1416-nucleotide messenger RNA. RefSeq names its product S-type anion channel SLAH3-like. Gene Ontology annotation, biological process: intracellular monoatomic ion homeostasis; transmembrane transport. Bases 1 to 1416 code for a protein of 471 amino acids. The record is from RefSeq and is a predicted model, not a curated record. Gene Ontology annotation, molecular function: voltage-gated monoatomic anion channel activity. Gene Ontology annotation, cellular component: membrane. The transcript is spliced from 4 exons. Lineage: Eukaryota; Viridiplantae; Streptophyta; Magnoliopsida; Dioscoreales; Dioscoreaceae.
AUGGAGAGGAUAACUUCCGAAGUAGUUUCUUGUUCUGAAACAAAUCCCAAUCCUCAGACAGAAGUUGUAUUUCCUAAUGUAUCAGAAGCCAAUGAACAACAUUGCUCACAUUCAAUUUGUAUCAGUCUCCCUGCAUCUCCUUCCAAAUUUAUAGCCGAACGAGCUAAAAAAGUGUUAUUCACUGACGAUAUCGAUGAAAAUACUCGAUUUGAUGCAAAAAAGCCGAAGCUUGCAGCAAUUCAUUCUCAGUCUAUGUUAUACACAAAUGAUGAGACGAAAGGCUCAGAAACUACUGAAACUAACACUAUCUCACCUGAUGUAUUAUUUAAUACUCUCAAGAAAUCAGAGAACCAACCAUUUCUUCUACGUAUCCCGAUAUCAUGUUUCGGUAUAUGUCUCGGAGUUGGUAGUCAAGUAAAUUUGUGGAAAACUUUGGCAACUUCUCCAUCCACAAGGUUUUUGCAUGUGAGCCUGAAUGUCAAUUUCGCUCUUUGGUAUAUGUCACUUGCAUUGGUCGCUACCGUAUCAGUCUUGUACAUUCUCAAGAUCGUCUUCUACUUCAAAGCUGUUCAGCGAGAAUAUUAUCAUCCAAUCAAAGUUAACUUCUUCUUUGCUCCAUGGAUAGCUUUACUUUUGAUAGCAAUCGGCGCACCGCCCUCAAUUGAAGUAAAAUUGCCUUCUCUACUCUGGUAUGUGCUCAUGGCUCCACUCUUGUGUCUUGAACUCAAAAUCUAUGGGCAAUGGAUGGCAGGAGGCCAACGCCGGCUUUCAAAAGUCGCGAACCCAUCCAAUCAUAUAGCGAUCAUAGGAAACUUCGUCGGCGCAUUGCUUGGAGCAUCAAUGGGGCUCAAAGAAGGGCCUCUCUUCUUCUUUGCCGUCGGCUUGGCUCACUAUACUGUUCUAUUUGUGACACUCUAUCAGAGACUUCCAACCACUCAAACACUGCCUAAAGAGCUCCAUCCAAUGUUCUUCCUAUUUGUAGGUGCACCUAGUGUUGCUUGUGUUGCAUGGGAGAAUAUCAUUGAGGAUUUCUACAUUGGUGCUAAGAUCAUAUACUUCAUCACUAUGUUUCUCUACUUCUCUUUGGCUGUUCGGAUAAACUUUUUCCGGGGAUUUAGAUUCUCAUUGGCAUGGUGGGCAUAUACAUUUCCAAUGACUAGUGCUUCUAUUUCGACAAUUAGAUAUGCAACCAAAGUCAAGAACCCAUUUACUCAAUCAAUGUCCAUUGCACUGUCUUCAAUUUCGACAGUUAUAGUAGUAACUCUAAUUCUGCUGACAAUAUUCCAUGGACUUGUUCUUCGAGAUCUUUUCCCGAAUGAUAUGUCCAUAACUGUUGCAGAACAGUUAUCCAACACAAGCGGGAAACAAACCGGAGAUAUUGAAGAAUGUCUCUCAGGAGAUGGUGAUGAUGUUUGA